Camellia sinensis is the source of this 1715-nucleotide messenger RNA. Its product is annotated as O-Glycosyl hydrolases family 17 protein. The record is from RefSeq and is a predicted model, not a curated record. Gene Ontology annotation, molecular function: hydrolase activity, hydrolyzing O-glycosyl compounds. Gene Ontology annotation, biological process: carbohydrate metabolic process. Lineage: Eukaryota; Viridiplantae; Streptophyta; Magnoliopsida; Ericales; Theaceae.
UCUUCCUUGCUUCUCUUCUCUCUCAACCAUCCCAUUUUGUGGGUCUCUUGGAAGCUUUUGAGAUGGACAAACACAGCAUGACAGAUGUGGCAUUUGUCUGUCUCUUCUUUCUCAUUACUUUCUCAAAUGCAAAGAUGUCAAACAGGAUUGGAAUAAACUACGGGCGGCUAGGGAACAAUUUACCAUCUCCCUAUCAAUCCAUCGAACUCAUAAAAAACAUGAAAGCCGGUCGAGUGAAGAUCUAUGAUGCAGACCCUGAAAUACUCAGACUCUUAUCAGGUUCCAAGCUCCAAGUCUCAAUCAUGGUCACAAAUGAUCAAAUCUCAAACAUUUCUUCAAACCAAGCAAUAGCAGACCAAUGGGUACUCGAAAACGUCCUCGCAUACUAUCCCAACACGAUGAUUCGAUUCAUACUAGUUGGUAAUGAAAUCCUCAGCUAUAAUUCUUCCCAAGAUCGACAAAUAUGGCACCACCUUGUCCCUGCCAUGGAACGAAUCAAGAACUCCCUCGUAGCUCAAAACAUUCGAAACAUUAAAAUCGGGACACCUUUGGCAAUGGACAUAUUGGGAUCGACCUUCCCACCUUCGAGCGGGUCUUUUAGGUCUGACAUAUCACACCAAGUGAUGCUACCAUUGUUACAUUUUUUAAACAGGACUAAUUCUUAUUUUUUCAUCGAUGUUUACCCUUACUUUCCAUGGUCAGCGAAGCCGGUCAACAUGAGCCUCGAUUUUGCCUUAUUUAGAAAUGGUGGAAACCUAACCUACACUGACCCGGUCAGCAAGUUGAAUUACACCAACUUGCUUGACCAAAUGCUAGACUCUAUGAUAUUUGCCAUGGCCAAAUUAGGGUAUCAAAAUGUCAGGUUAGGGAUAGCAGAGACCGGUUGGCCAAAUGGCGGGGACAUUGAUCAAAUAGGUGCAAAUGUGUAUAAUGCAGCCACUUAUAACCGAAAUUUAAUCCGAAAGAUGACAGCUAGACCACCGCUGGGGACACCGGCUAGGCCCGGGGUGGCCAUACCGACAUUCAUAUUUUCACUAUAUAAUGAAAAUCAAAAGAGUGGGCCGGGGACGGAGAGGCAUUGGGGUUUGCUGUAUCCUAAUGGAAGGCCAGUUUACGAGUUGGACCUGAGGCGGAACCAGGUGGAAAGUGGCUCUAGGAGGUUGCCACAGCCAGAAAAUAACACGCCGUACCGGGGAAAGAUAUGGUGUGUGGCUGCAAAGGGAGCGGAUGAAGCAGAGCUAGAGUCGGCAAUAAUGAAUGCAUGCGGAGAGGGCAAUGAAAGGUGCGAGGCGCUUGAUCCGGGGAGAGAGUGUUAUGAACCAGUUUUAGUGACUGCACAUGCAAGUUAUGCAUUUAGUUCAUAUUGGGCUAAGUUUCGGAAUACUAGUGCGAGUUGUUACUUCAAUGGACUUGCCAUUCAAACCACAGUCGAUCCAAGCCAUGGCUCUUGCAAGUUCCCGAGUGUGUCGCUUUGAAGAUAAAUUGCAGUGGAUGCAGAGGAGAUGACCCAUUGAAUAUCAUCUAUUUUUAUUCCUUAGUGGCUAAAGUGACGCAUCUACUUUCGAAGGAACAAAAAGAAAAGCAAUGACUGGAGUCGGAGAGAUUCAGUUUUUAGGAGAGAUUAAUGUAUUGUUUGCCUCAAGAUUUUCAGCAAUUCAUUUGGAGUACUAAUCAAUUCAAAAGAUUAAUUACAUAGUUCUUUUCUUUUUGCCCAU